Molecule: messenger RNA, 1622 nt
Organism: Hypanus sabinus (Atlantic stingray)
Lineage: Eukaryota; Metazoa; Chordata; Chondrichthyes; Myliobatiformes; Dasyatidae
Product: type 1 phosphatidylinositol 4,5-bisphosphate 4-phosphatase-like
Exons: 5
Biological process (GO): phosphatidylinositol dephosphorylation
Cellular component (GO): late endosome membrane; phagocytic vesicle membrane; lysosomal membrane
Molecular function (GO): phosphatidylinositol-4,5-bisphosphate 4-phosphatase activity
Source: RefSeq, a predicted model, not a curated record
CUCCUCAUCUGCAAAGUCACCUCGCAGAGGAUCGCUUGUCCCCGGCCGUACUGUAAACGGAUCAUCAACCUGGGGUCUGUGCGUGCGGGGCCCAGCAGUCCUGACCCCGAGCCCCAGCCUCCUGGGGUCCGCGUCAUCUGUGGCCACUGCAAGCACACCUUCCUGUGGAGGGAGUUCACGGACCGGACUCUCGCUCGCUGUCCACAUUGUCGUCGUGUAUCUUCAAUCGGGAGGAGGUAUCCCCGCAAACGGUGCCUUUGGAUUUUCAGCCUCGGAUUCCUGUUGGCCGUCGUCUCGGCUGUAGUGGCAGUGACGACGUGGAGGAACGCCAGACACUACCAUGGGAUCUACGCUGCCUGGGCAGUGCCCAUCACCCUGAGCGUCUGUUGCCUGGUGCGGGCCUGCUACUGGGGCUGCAUGAGGGUCAGUCACCCCAUCCAGAACUUCUCCUGAUCAGAGAAAGGGCCCCGGACCCUGGAAUCAUCGGGAAACUGCACAUCCUAGACGGAGCCACUCAAUGCACUGAGGAGCAAACUGACGGACUGAGGGACCACGCGGCCAUUUUCUGAGGAGCCUGUGUCCAGUGACCCGUACUACAGCCCAGUGUCCGGUCACCCCCUCGUACCCCACCCUCUGUCUGGUGACCUGCACUGCACCCGGGAUCCGGUCACCCUCUCUCCCAACCCUGUCCAGGGACCCCUUCCCCCCCUCACUCCCCGCCCAGUGUCCAGGGACCCACACUACAGCCCAGUUUCUGGUCACCCCCCCCCACCCCCCUUCCUGCCCUGUGUCCAGGGACUCACAUUUCAGCCCAGUGUCACUGGGACUGUGUCUCCCUCUCCCCCAGACCAUUCACCCCGGCCUGUCCCAGCUUGGGGCAGGUCUUGCAGAUGGACCGUGCUGUGUUGGUGGGAGUUCUGUCCUCGUGUGACUGGGUCACUCACCCAACCCAGGACAAGGGAACGGGCAGGCACAGGCCUAUCCGCUGCGUGGAGAGUUGUGGGAUCGGUGUUUCCCCAUGGCGGAUGCAGGUCUGUGUGGCUUCAGUUGUUGGAAGGCAUCAUGGGUAAUUGGCGCUCCUUUAAGGGUGUCUGGAUCCUAUUGGUUGAUCGGUGUGUAUCUGUCUCCCCAUUGGUGGAUCGAUGUAUCUCUGUUCCCCCAUUGGUAAAUUUGUGUAUUUCUGUGCCCCAUUGGUGGAUCAAUCUAUCUUGUCUCUCUUCCCCCUCUCCAAUGGUGCUUUGGUUUCUGUCUCCCCAUUGGUGGAUUGGUCCACCUUUGUGCUCCUUCUACCUCUGACCCCCCUCCCCAUUGGUGGAUCGGUCUGUCUGUCACCCCACUGGUGGAUUAGUCUACCUCUGCUCUUCCCCCCCACCGAUUGGAUUGGUUUAUCUAACUCCUGAUUGGUGGAUUGGUAUUGCCCUCCUCCACCCCCCCCCGUUCCUGUGGGUGAUGGGGUGGGUGGUGCACUCUAUGGCACUGGACUGAGCUGUGGCACUGGGUUUGCACACAGCUCCUUCGCUUGUUGGAUCACACUAAUCGCUACGCUUGCUGUAUCAUGCCUUCUAUUUAACAGUGGAAAUUAAUUUUAUGUUGAUUUAACAAUAAAGGGUAAAUGAUUUUAA